CUGCUGCCGCUUUGACACUGAUUAUUUUGGUAUCCCCGAGAACAUACCGUAAAAGCUUGUGUCACUUCUAAAUAGAUAGUGGGAUAGCGAGUGCUCAGUGUCCUAACAAGGCGUACUGUCAGCCAGACUUUGCUCAGAGAACUGACAGGCACACACACACACACACACACACACACACACACAAGCCUCGAUAGCAGCCAUCACUACACAAGGUUGAUAAUAGAAAGUAGCUGUUGGCUAAUGUCGACGCUAGCUUAGCGUUAGCUACGUGGACACGGAUAGUUAACUCGUGUCACCUGCUCUGAUUAGGUGGAAACACAGCGAGGAAACUGUUGUCAUCGACUGUUUCGCAAGUGAAGAAGGUUGUCUGUGGAUAUUAACGCUGCUAAGGUUGUAUGCUGAGUGUUGCUGGCGACGGCGACAGACAGUGCCCGUCGGGUUGGCACUGGAGCGGGGAGCCGACAAUGAGAGCUCUGGCUCUGGGUGUUUGCUGGCCAGCGUAGAUGCCGAUAUGCCCCCGUGGUCCGCCUCCUGAUGGACCGAGACACCUUCUCCCACAUCCGCCUGUGGUGCCCACGCCCCUUUGGCACCUACUCCCAGAACAAAGCUAGGAGUCCGGGCUCGGGGGGCAGCGGGGGAGGCGGCGGCGGUGGAUCGGGGUCCCCCUCCCUCUGCAAGGCUGAGCCCGCUGCAGGGGCCAGAAGGACUGUGGAUGGAAGUGAAGAUGGAGGGAUGAUAGUGGGUGCGCAGGAGGAGAAUGGAGAGGAGGAGGACGCGGGCUCGGAGAACACUCCACCCGAACCUGAGCUCGUCCCCGGCACCCUGACACAGAGCCAGGCCCCUCCGCCCUCUUCAGCCCCUCCCUCGCCACCCUCUUCCGGGUCCCAGAUGGAAGAUGGCCGCGUGCUGUUAGACACCUGGUAUGUCAUUAAGCCAGGCAACACCAAGGAGAAGAUCGCCUUCUUUGUUGCACACCAGUUCAGUGGAGCAGGCCAGCCCAGACCCAGCGCCAUGAAGGUUAAAGGUAACUGGGCGACUGACUGCAGUAAAGCCAAAAGACGGAGACGAUGCUCAUCCUAUGACCCUCCAACACGCUCCCAAGCCUCAGAGCUGAACCUCAGCCAUGACUGCCCCCUUGCACCUCCGAGCCCUGACGAGCCACCUCUAGGAGGGGUGAGUGAGACGGACCUGCUGUCGGUGGCAGAGAUGGUCGCCUUGGUUGAGCAGAGGACUGCCAUGGCCCUCCAGGGGAUUGUGGCUGUUCAACAGCACCAGUCCCCUAAUACCACUCACGGUCAGGACAUUACCCCGCACCAGCACACCCUUCUCCGGGGUACGGUGUCAGACCCCACUCCUAUCGUGUUUGUGUCAGACGGUUCAAAUGGACAGCCCUCCAAAGACGCCCAGGUGUCCUUAUCUCCCAUCCAGACAGACCAGGAGCUGGAGGAGCAGCAGGAGUCCUUGAGGGUGGCCCAGGCCAUAGCGCACUUUGAGUCCCAAAACCAGGAGAAUCGUCUCCAUCUGGGCGCCGGUCCUGAAACAGACUCUUCUAAUCGAGAUAGCGAGCGUCGGAAAGGAGGGGAGUCUGGCGUCGUUACCCCUCCGCCGCCCCCCAGUCACAGUCAUGGUGAGGUAAGAAUAGCUUUUCGAGUGUCAAAUCUGGAUCCACGAUCUCAGUUGGAGCCAGCUGGCAGGUCCCGCUGUAUGUUCAUGAGCUGUGGUGGGGGCGGUAACCAGGCGGCGGCCAGGGCCAAAGAGAAAAUCACCUGCGACCUCUACCAGCUUGUCAGCCCCUCAUCUAGAGACCCUGGUAGUUUGCUGCUUGCUGCCACAACUGCUGCCCCCAAACCAGAUGGAGACCUCCAUCACCCAGACAGGCAGGCCUGUGGCAGCCCGGACCCGACCCAGGAGGAGAAGAAAGCUGCGGGUAUGGGGAGGGAGAGAGUGACUGGCUUCCAUGUGGAGGUGGUAGUGACAGGUGCUGUGGACCAAUGUGUGUUUUAUGGCAAGGACAGUACAGAGAAUGUGCAGGAGGAGACGGUGUGCUUCGCUAUGCCUAGUGGGGGGGGCGGAGGUGUAGGCAGCUCCACUGACCCUUCAUCAGAUGAUCCCCCUCCCGGACAACUCUUCUUCCUUCAGCCCCCUCGGGGCCAAGAGGAGGAUAUAAAAGGAAGUGGCGCUGGCAGCGGGUCAGGAAUUUGCUCUCUGGACUGUGCGAACAACAACGGCCCUGGGGCCGGGGGGGCGGUGGGCUCAGGGGAGCGACCAGAUUCUCCAGGCCUCGGGGAGGACUGUUCGGACCCUUCGCUGUGUCGCCUCUACCGCCACGUGUCCCAUGACUUUCUGGAGAUCCGCUUUCAAAUUCAGCGCCUCCUUGAGCCGCGCCAGUACAUGCUGCUGCUGCCGGACCACAUCAUGGUCAACAUCUUCAGCUACCUGCCGACGCGCUCACUGGCAGCCCUCAAGUGCACCUGCCACUACUUCAAGGUGCUGAUUGAGACUUAUGGGGUGCGGGCGGUGGACUCGCGCUGGAAUCAAGAUCCUCUCUACAGGGAGGACCCCUGCAAGCAGUGUAAGCGGCAAUAUGAGCGCGGGGAUGUUUCCCUGUGCCGUUGGCACCCCAAACCUUACCACCACGACCUGCCUUAUGGACGUUCCUACUGGAUGUGCUGCCGGCGUACAGACAAAGACACACCGGGCUGCCGUGUUGGGCUCCAUGAUAACAACUGGGUCCAGCAGCCUGCUGAUGGCUCUCAACCCAUUCGCACCAAGAGGGAGGACAGGAGGGAGGAGGCCAGGUAGAGAGGGAGGGAAGAGUACGCCUCACACAUCCCAACUCUCACCUCCUCCUGCUCACCUCCUUCUUGCUCCUUCUCUGUUCAGAGAGCGAACGGGUGGAAAGAGGAUUAUAAAAAAGGAGGAAUCAGCACUCCAGGACUACUUGUUUUUCUUUGCUCCAGCACUCCUCGCUCGUACUCGGGAAGUUGAGAGGUAAAGAAGGAAGAGAGGUGUGUCACUCUCCUUGCCUUUUUCGUUUCAAGCCCUCCAGAAUCCCUCUCUCUCCCCCCCCCAUUGUGCUCCAGAGUGGCACCUUUUUAAAGAUAAGUUUGCAUACCAGGGUUGGGGUCCCCUCCUGCUGCUGACAGUCAGCCCUCCUUCUGCCUCUUACUCAUUUGCGUUUCUGUCUAACUCCAUACAUGGCUGUUGGGUCAUGUGAAAACCUUGCGGUGUAUUUGAUUGAGAUUAGCAUUCAUAAAGUGACGCAUAGAAAUGUAUUGCCCUAGAGCCUGCUUACUGUCCCCGAUACUUGUUGUGUGUUGUGUGUUGUAUCACAAACUCCCAUGUUAGCUGUACAAUGGUGCUUCAAGGAAUGAGCUGUACCCGGUCCAACAGAUGUUAAAGCUUUCAGUGGUGGAAUGUACAGCAUUGCUAUAGAAAUGUGAUUGUAUAAAGCAAACUUGAUUUUCCGUUGUACAAGAUGCCAUUUGUACCUGUCCUGCGCCAUGCGUUUCUACUUCUCUGAAUGUGCUGUAACGUUGUACUAUGUUUGAAUUGUCCCCUGAUAAUGCUGCUGAAAUCAUUGCCUGUGUCACGGACGUUAAUUCUGAAGAUAGCCAUAUCAUUGGUUUAUGACAGGCACAGAGACCUGCUCUCAUUGUUUCAGAGUGGACCCUAACCUUGCUGACCCGCCAUAAAGAGGAGCCACUGAGUACUUCCUGGUUUACAGAGAAUUGUGGGAGAUGGACUUUAUUGAUUUUAAGACCAGUGGGAUUGAAUGGGAUUAAAAAGAGAAACUUGAUGUCACUUUGGAAAGGCCUGAAUGUCACUUUGUAUGGUUUGAUUGGUGUGUGUGUGUGUGUGUGUGUGAGUGUGUCAGAGAAUGUUUGCUGUUGUAUUUGCUUUUAUUCUUGAGGACUGUGUUCUCCCUGUAUCGGUCUGUCGCCCUACUCAACCUGCAAAGAUGUAUUUUUUAAAUACUCCAUCUUUGUUUUAACCCCCUCAGCUCUUCCUCUUCCUCUUCCUCCUCCCCUCAAAUGUGGCAGAGGGCAGUGUUUGCCAAAGCCGUCAUUCAUGCUUCGAAGCGGGUGAAACCAACUACCACAGAAACUCUCUACACCAGCUUCCAGCCUUAAAAAGCCCCCCUACCUCUUCCCCACCCUGCAGGAGAUUGAGGCGUCAGAAACCUCACAGAUGAUGAAGAGUAUUGGGAGGUGCACAGGACCCUGUAGGCGGCUAGAUUUCAGAUGCUCGAUAGACUCCAUCCAGCUCUACUGGAUCCACCCAUGACUCUUUGUGUGGGAGAGUAAGAAGAACAGUGCCUGGUGACGCCCCUCUCUCUUCUCCUCCUCCCCCCCCCCUCUCCCCUCUCCCCCUUGCUGUUAAACUCCCCCCACCCCUGCAAGCUGACAGACUGGACGUUAAAGAACUUUUAUGAUGAAUGAUGAAAGUGCAUGGAGGUGGAAGAUGGUUGGGUAUUCAUGGGAGAACUCUGUAGGUUCCAGACGUGUACAAUGCUAAUGGGAAAUAUCUGCUUAAAUAAAAACAGAAGUGAUGAUUAAAACUGGAAAUCUGAAUCGCUA
Messenger RNA from Cottoperca gobio, 4580 nucleotides. RefSeq names its product F-box protein 46 (gene fbxo46). The transcript has 3 exons. Gene Ontology annotation, molecular function: protein binding. Lineage: Eukaryota; Metazoa; Chordata; Actinopteri; Perciformes; Bovichtidae. Gene Ontology annotation, biological process: intracellular signal transduction. The record is from RefSeq and is a predicted model, not a curated record. The coding region runs from base 535 to 2802 and encodes 755 amino acids.